This is a messenger RNA of Callorhinchus milii (elephant shark), 2613 nucleotides long. It is a transcript of the gene sgpp1b, whose product is annotated as sphingosine-1-phosphate phosphatase 1b. Gene Ontology annotation, biological process: sphingosine metabolic process; phospholipid dephosphorylation. The record is from RefSeq and is a predicted model, not a curated record. The transcript has 3 exons. Bases 1 to 1329 code for a protein of 442 amino acids. Gene Ontology annotation, cellular component: endoplasmic reticulum membrane. Gene Ontology annotation, molecular function: sphingosine-1-phosphate phosphatase activity. NCBI's taxonomy places the organism in Eukaryota, Metazoa, Chordata, Chondrichthyes, Chimaeriformes, Callorhinchidae.
AUGGAGCCGUCGUCGAAGGGCCCGAGGCCGGGCGGGGUGUGCGCGCUGCUGAGGUACCUGCAGGGCCCUCACCCGGUGGCCCGGUUUCAGCAGAUGUGCGGCGUGGCUCGAGCCGCCCCCGCGCCGCCCUCGCUGGGCAACGGCGUGUGCCUCCCGCGGCCCGGGGCCGGGCUCGGGGGGGAGGCCGAGGGGGAGGCCGGAGCCGCCGGGGGCGGCGGGGACUCGGCGCCUCCCGCCGCCUCCGCUCACCCGCACUCGGCGGCGAACGGCGAGCCCGCGCGGGCGGACUGGCGCCAGAGGCCGACCGGCGUCAAGUCGAAGCCGCGCCGCAAGAACUCGCUGAGCGACGAGACGGGCGCCGAGUUCAUCGUGAGGAACAAACUGCUCUACUACCUCUUCAGCUUCGGCACCGAGUUGGGCAACGAGCUCUUCUACAUCACCUUCUUCCCCUUCUGGCUGUGGAACAUCGACCCGUACGUGGGCCGCCGGCUGAUCGUGAUCUGGGUCUGGGUCAUGUACCUGGGCCAGUGCACCAAGGACAUCAUCCGCCUGCCCCGGCCCAGCUCGCCGCCCGUCGUCAAGGUGGAGGUGUUCUACGACUCCGAGUACGGGAUGCCCUCCACCCACGCCAUGUCCGGCACCGCCAUCCCCUUCGCUCUCUUCUUCUUAACCGUCGGCAGGUGGGAGUAUCCAUAUGCAUUUGGACUGCUCCUAGCAUCGUGUUGGUGUAUUCUUGUGUGCCUGAGCCGACUGUACAUGGGGAUGCAUUCCAUUCUGGAUGUCAUUGUUGGUAUCCUUUACAGCGUCCUGAUACUGAUCGUCUUUCGUCCAACCUUGGAUCUCAUUGACAACUUCAACCUAACCUACCAGUAUGCUCCAUUGUUCAUCAUCAGCCUUCACCUGGCCAUGGGUAUCUUUUCCUUCACCCUCGACACGUGGAGCACAUCCCGAGGCGACACGGCACAGAUUCUAGGCACAGGUGCAGGCAUUGCUUGUGCCUCUCAUGUGAAUCACCUGUUGGGCAUCUUACCAGAUACUCCUCUCCACGCUCUGCCAUUGUCUCCCCCAGCAAUCACGUUAACUCUGGCUGCCAAAGUUUUUAUGCGUUUUGGGCUGGGAGUGGCCGUGCUGUUGGUGACCAGGGCAGUGCUAAAAGCAGUCACCAUACCCCUGGCCUGCAAGAUAUUCCGUAUUUCAUGCACUGACACUCGCCAGGCACGAAAGCGUAUGGAGGUAGAACUUCCAUAUCGUUACAUCACCUACGGAACGGUAGGGUUCAAUGCCCUGUUUCUGGUACCCUUCUUAUUUAAAUACCUGAAUCUGUCUUGAUGUGAAGAUGAACUCUUGCCUGAUAAAGCUAUUACACUGGCAGAUAAAUGUUGAACGCAAAGUCUUAACUUGGAAUGCUUCAAGAAUGGUUAACUGUCCUGCUUCUGCCUGUGUGGGCAUGUACUGAGCCUAUUAUUUCCUGGACCAGCGACCUAAUGUCACCAGAGGCUUGAGAAGAGAUUUAUCCUUUUCACACACAUCCAAGUGGAGGAAUUCUGAGAUGACUGACCAACUGAAGAGAACACAAUGGAGUUUACGUGUGCUGUUCAUUAGCUGUAGUGAUUUUUUGUUGGUGCUUCUCAUGGGAUUCUCUGUUUCAAGUAUGCAGUGAAAGGUUUGUUACAGCAAGCGAUCAGCAUAUGACGAUUCCCAUUUUGAGAGUGAACAAAACCGGUUAUUAAAUAGCAGAAGUUUUUGUUCAAAAAAAAAGUAUGGAAAGUCUCUUCAGAAUGAGUAGAGUGUAAUAUAACAAUGUACCAACUUGAGGUUCAGGUAUCUUAACCGCUUAUUGAAUUGUGCCUUUUUUGUUUUAUUGCUUUAGUUUAUGCUGUGAUGUUGUGAAAUUCUAACUGCCUCAUCAUCUAAGUAACGGGUUGUACAGACAUUAGUUCAGCUCUUUAAAUAUGUCUUUACUUUAGGAUAGUCGCAUUUCUUUGUUAAUAAUGACUUGACGAUCACCUAUCUAGCAGUGUGAGUGAAAGGAUUGAUUGAUUGAUUGGUUCUUAGACAAACCAGAAUCAGCAUUGAAUCCUAUUGACCACCACAGGUGAAGAUUUCAAUUUUGAAUAACUUGAUUUAUGAAUAAUAUUAAUAAUAGUAAUAAUAUUGUAAAUUAAUUUGACAUGUACUGCCUCUUUCACUGGCACUGAAAAGCAGAAAGCACCAGACCAGCUGGGGCCACAGAAGCACCACAACCUGGGAUUUUCACGUCAGUCGCACUUCAUACCAUUUCCAUAAAAUCUGCAAGCAUCCCUGCUUUUUCUUUGACAGCCUCGUGGAAAGUUUUCUGUUUCACUAAAGCAGUGUCCCAGCACUGCGGCCCAUUUAAAAUUAUUGGCCUCUUCAUAUUGAGAGGCAGGAUUAACUGUUAAGUGUAGAACAUUUAGCUUAAUGAGAAUCAUUUGGCUCCUUGAGAUGCGGUGGAAAUUGACUGCGGUUUUAUUCACUUUCUGCCCUUUCGCUUUCACAAUACAGACGCCCAUUACUGUGUGGCAUACACUCGUUUAAUCUGUUUAACGCUGUGCAAAAUGCAAAAUCCUGCAGAUGCUGGAAAUCCGAAACAAC